AUGGUCAAGUCAUAUUUGAAGUUUGAUCACAGCAAGACCUUCGGACAGAUCUGUACCACCGCGGCGAAUGUUGUCUGGGACCCAACUCCCGACCAUGAAGACUUGACGACAGGUAGAGGUGGCGCAGGUUGUGCCUAUGUCGGCGCAAACGAGGACGUCCUGGUGUGGGACUUGAAGAAGUCAGAAAAAAUCCGGGAAUGGCACGUCGAGGACAACAAUGCUCUGGUCACCGUGAUACGCCGAAGUCUGGUCGACUUGGACAUCUUUGCCGUGGGCUACGACGAUGGGAAAAUUCGAAUAUGGGACGCACGAACUGCGACCGUCAUCAUUACCUUCAAUGGACACAGGACGGCCAUCUCGCAACUCACUUUUGAUCAAUCCGGGGUCCGACUGGCCAGCGGCUCGAAAGAUACCGACAUUAUCGUUUGGGAUCUAGUGGCAGAACUUGGCUUGUACCGCCUGCGAGGUCACAAGGAUCAGAUAACAUCCCUCAAUUUCCUCUCGCCAGAGGAUGCACAAGAUGGUACCGACGAGACCUCUACUUCGCAAGGUUUCCUCCUGUCCACUAGCAAGGACGCCUUGAUCAAGGUUUGGGAUCUGUCGACGCAGCAUUGUGUUGAGACACAUGUGACACAGACCAAUGGAGAAUGCUGGGCAUUGGGCCUUGCCAAAGACAGGACUGGCUGCAUCACUGCGGGCAAUGACGGCGAGCUCAAGGUCUGGUCGAUCAAUGAGUCCGUUUUGCAGGAGAAGUUGGGUGCGAGCAUCCAGGAAGGACACAGUAUCUUACGGGAGCGAGGAGCAUUAUACCGCCACGGACGUGAUCGGCCGAUAGCUGUGACUUUCCAUCCCAGGCGUGACUUGAUUGCCGUCCAUGGAGCAGAGAAAGCCGUCGAGUUAUUACGAAUCAGAUCAGAGACUGAAAUCAGGAAAUCCCUCGCUCGGAAACGAAAGAGAAGAAAAGAAAAGGAGGGGCCUGCCGACGCGGAUUCAGGCGUCGAUGUCGCUGAUGACACGGAAGAGGCGGCUGACAUCUCCAAAGCUACCGGCGCGGACGUUUUUGUUCCCUACGUUAUCGUCCGAACAGGCGGGAAAGUAAGGUCAAUAGACUGGGCAGGUGGAAAAUCCGGCAAGUCGGUACAGAUCCUGGUCGCGACGUCCAACAAUCAGCUAGAGCUAUUCGAUGUCUCAGCAUCCGAGAAGAGAAAGAAAUCCUCCGAAACCCCAGAAUACAACCGAACGCUCUCGGUCGACAUGCCAGGUCACCGCACCGACAUACGUUGCGUGGCUAUCAGUUCCGACGACCGCAUGCUCGCGACAGCAUCGCAGGGGAGCCUGAAGAUUUGGAAUACAAAGACUCAAACCUGUCUGCGCACUCUGGACUGCGGACACGCCCUCAGCUUAACAUUCUUGCCGGGCGACAAGAUCGUCGUCGUGGGCACCAGGGAAGGAACCCUCCAAGUCUUCGAUAUCGCCGCUUCAAUAUUACUUGACACAAUCGACGCCCACGAACGAGACAUAUGGUCGUUACAAGUCUCUCCCGAUGGAAAGUCGCUGGUCACGGGCUCGGCUGACAAGAGUGCCAAAUUUUGGCAGUUCAAAGUCCUUCAGGAGGAAGUGCUAGGCACGACUCGAAAAACGUCAAAACUCACCCUCGUGCACACCCGCACUCUCAAAGUCGUCGACGACAUCCUCUCAGUCUGCUUCUCGCCCGACGAACGCCUCCUUGCCGUCUCAACCCUUGACUCGACCGUCAAAGUCUUCUUCGUCGACACCCUCAAACUCUUCCUGACUCUCUACGGCCACAAACUCCCCGUCCUCUCCAUGGAUGUUUCCUACGACAGCAAACUGAUUGUCACCUCUAGCGCAGACAAGAACGUCCGAGUCUGGGGCCUCGACUUCGGCGACUGCCACAAAGCCUUCUUCGCCCACAACGACAGCAUCCUCGCCGUGAAAUUCGUGCCCACCAACAAUGAAGGCAAUGGGCAUCAUUUCUUCUCCGCCUCCAAAGACCGGGUCAUCAAAUACUACGACGCCGAUAAAUUCGAGCAGAUCCAAAAGCUAGACGGUCACAAGGGCGAGAUCUGGGCCAUGGCCGUCGCUCACUCGGGCGAAUUUCUCGUCACGGCAAGUCACGACAAGAGCAUUCGGCUAUGGAACCAGACCGACGAGCAGAUCUUUCUCGAAGAAGAACGCGAGAAAGAACUCGAAGACCUCUACGAGAGCACCCUGUUGACGUCUCUGGAGAACGAGGCCAACGAGCUCGCCGACCCGAACGGUAACGCCGCCGAGGCCGGUCCCGCAGGCAAACAGACGGCGCAGACGUUGAUGGCGGGCGAGAAAAUCGCAGAAGCCCUCGAACUCGGCCUGGAAGACCUGCGCACGAUGCAAGCCUACGACGCGGCGCGAAAAAUUGGCCAAAAGGCCGCCGUCCCGCAGCGAAACCCCGUCUUCCUCGCCCACAACAACGUCUCGGCCGCUUCGUACGUGCUCUCCGUUUUCCAGAAGAUCCCCGCCGCGUCGCUCCAGGACGCGCUCUUGGUCCUCAGCUUCAGUCAGAUCCCCGCGCUGUUCACAUUCCUGGCCCUCUGGGCGCAGGAGGAGCGCGCCACCCCGCUCACGUGCCGCAUUCUGCUCUUCAUGCUGAAGACACAUCAGCGACAAAUCGUCUCGUCGCGACAAAUGAAAGGCAUGCUCGAAGACGUCAGGGCCAAACUAAGACGCACCCUCACCCGGCAGAAGUCGGAAAUGGGGUUCAAUCUCGCGGGGCUCAGAGUCCUAGGCCGCCGAGUCAGGGAAGCUGCUGGGGAGAGUGAAUUCGUCGACGAAGAGACGUGGGGUGAGGCGCAGAAUGCCGCCGGCCAGAAGGGCCAGAAGGGCAGGAAGAGGGAAUUUGUGAAUAUUGCCUAA
This is a messenger RNA of Cladophialophora carrionii CBS 160.54, 2910 nucleotides long. RefSeq lists its product as uncharacterized. Lineage: Eukaryota; Fungi; Ascomycota; Eurotiomycetes; Chaetothyriales; Herpotrichiellaceae. The transcript has 2 exons. The record is from RefSeq and is a predicted model, not a curated record. Gene Ontology annotation, cellular component: Pwp2p-containing subcomplex of 90S preribosome; small-subunit processome. Gene Ontology annotation, molecular function: protein binding; snoRNA binding. Gene Ontology annotation, biological process: maturation of SSU-rRNA. The coding region runs from base 1 to 2910 and encodes 969 amino acids.